CAAAGAUCGUCGCUUUGACGUUGGCACUAAUAUUUAAAUUAAGAUUCUCGCUUAUAAAAGUUGGCGCUAAUAUUUAAAGAUUCUCGCUUAUAACGUUGGUAGAUUUAUAUAUAAGAUCACUUAUGGCCUGAUCCACUAAUUUAGGGAGUUAUCAUUAUUGUUGAGUAUAUAUAAAUAUAUUUUCCUUUUUGGAGAUCAACGAGCUUCGAAUGUCCAUGGCGAUAUCUCAUGUUCAGGCUCUGCUUUGUCUCCUCGCAUCACUCUUCUUCUUACCCACUUUGUAUGCCUACAAGUUCAAAUACUGUAACAAUAAUACUGGAUAUGAUUUCGGUAAAGUAAUUGGUCUGGCGACCACCCCAAAGGACGAUGACACAACCACUACAAUAUACGUAUUUCUUAACGCAAACAAAAGUCUCGAUAAAGGAAGUGUGAUCGUGAACCUUAUAAUUGGCGAAGGUGAACAAGCCUGGGAUGCAGAAAUGUACGAGCUCAAUGAAGUGGUGAAUGCAUUACCGAUAGAACCUGGCAUCAUAACUAAUUUAUCUAUGACUAAAGUUCCUCUGCAAAGCGAUCUCGUGAGGUAUGAUAAGGUUACGGUAACUUUGUUUGAUGGAGACUUUAAAGAAAUAUUGUGCAUCACCUUCAAUCCCAAUGAUUACACAGCAUCAGCAGCAGCAGUCUAUGCAUAAUCAAGUUGGCGAAGUGAAAAUAAGUUAUUAAAGUCUUUAUAGAUGCUCUCUCUAUGAGUCUCUAUCUACCUUUCCACCCUUUUAUGUGUUAUCCAACAAAUAAAACAUAACCUACAAACCAAUAUUUAAUUUAUAUCUGUUGUAAUUUCGUUUUGGUUUAUGUCGAGAUCAAACAGAUUAUCUGUUCUAGUUUCACUAAAAUCUACUAUAUACAUUAUAUAAGAAAGAAACUCUUCUUACUA
Molecule: messenger RNA, 931 nt
Organism: Thlaspi arvense
Lineage: Eukaryota; Viridiplantae; Streptophyta; Magnoliopsida; Brassicales; Brassicaceae
Source: the annotation of a GenBank genome assembly